UUUACAAAAUCCAAAAACAAACUCUCUCUCUCUCUCUCUCUCUCUCUCUCCCUCUCCCUCUCCCUCUCCAUCAUCAACUGCACCGCCACGCUUCCUUCUAUUGUGUUCCCCAUGCGCAUCCUUCAACUCUUUUCCUCUCUCUGCCUUCCAAUUUCAUCCCCUUAUUCUUCUCUUUGGAAACCCAUUUCUCGCAUCUCUUUUUAAUGGAUACCACUGCCUUUCACUCUACAUUUCUACUUGUCCCUUUCCUUAAACUGGGCGGUAGAAUUUGAAAACCAACGUCAUUUCAGAUAUUGGGCAAGUCGGAGCGGAAAUGGUGGCUGAAGCUUGGAUACUGAAGAUGGGUAACCAGGUAAGUACCAAUAUCAAGCACGCACUCCUUCUCGAACCUUACAAAAAGAAGAACCCAAAAAGACCAGAUACCAAACAAAGAGAAACUAUUGGAAUCCUUUCUUUUGAAGUUGCUAAUGUCAUGUCCAAAACUGUAAAUCUCCAUAAAUCCCUCACCGAUUCCGAGGUCUCCAAGCUUAAAGCCGAGAUCUUGAAAUCUGAGGGAGUUAACAACUUAGUUUCCACCGAUGAAAAUUACCUUCUCCAGCUUGCUUUAGCUGAGAAGCUCUAUGACCUCAGCCGGGUCGCUAGUGUUGUUUCUAGGCUUGGCAAGAAGUGUUCUGAGCCUGCUUUGCAGGGUUUUGAGCAUGUUUAUGGGGAUAUGGUGAGUGGGAUCAUUGACGUGAAGCAGUUGGGAUUUUUAGUUAAGGAUAUGGAGGGGAUGGUUAGGAAAAUGGAGAGGUAUGUUAAUGCAACCUCUAAUUUGUGUGCGGAAAUGGAGGUGUUAAAUGAACUGGAGCAGGCUACCAAGAAAUUCCAGCAGAACCAGCACGAGGAGAGUCGCAGAGCUUUUGAGCAGAAGUUUAUUUGGCAAAAGCAGGAUGUUAGGCAUCUUAAGGAGAUUUCGCUUUGGAACCAGACUUAUGAUAAGGUUGUCGAGUUGUUAGCUAGGACAGUUUGUACUAUUUAUGCUAGGAUUUGUGUGGUGUUUGGGGAAUCUAUGUUGAGGAAGGAGAGCUGUGGGGCUAAUGGAGAGAUUGGUUCUUCCCCUCUUAUGAAGGGUGAAUGUGGGGAGUUUUCAGGUCAGAUAAUGAUUUCAGGACAUCUGAAACGGGCUAUUAGCAGGAAAAGCAGUAAUGGUUUUCAAUCGGGACCUACUGAGAGACCAGCGGUGGUGAAAAGAGCGACGAGUAUCAAAUCUAGAAUUGAUUCACGGAGAGGUGAAGAAACAUUAUUUCCAACUGAAGAAAUCAUUUUUCCAUGUGGGGCUAGUCCUGGAAGGCUAUUCAUGGAUUGCCUGAGUUUGAGUAGUUCUGCCUCUAAAUUGGAUAACGUUGAGGAUGAUGUUAUUGAUAAUGAAGACAGGGGUAGCCAAAUUUCUGGUUGUUGUAGCGGUGGUAAUGGUGGCAUGAAGAGAGAGCACCCAAGCAUUUCAGCUUGUUCUAAUCGAAUCCCAAGUGGUGUCUCUUUCAGUGGAGAUCAUAGACAAGCUAGGUUUGGUGUUAUGAAUGCCUGGUUUGCCCCCAAAAGUAGGUUAACAGAGCAUGCUUCAACUUCCACAGUGGGAGGAUCUGCUCUUGCCUUGCGUUAUGCAAACAUCAUCAUAGUUAUAGAAAAGCUGCUUCGCUAUCCCCAUUUAGUUGGUGAGGAAGCCAGGGACGAUUUAUAUCAGAUGUUACCAACAAGCUUAAGAAUGUGUUUGAGGACUACUCUCAAGUCUUAUGUCAAGAAUCUGGCUAUAUAUGAUGCUCUGCUUGCCCAUGAUUGGAAAGAAACUCUUGAUAGGAUUUUAAGGUGGCUUGCUCCGUUGGCACAUAACAUGAUCAGAUGGCAAAGUGAACGUAAUUUUGAGCAGCAUCAAAUUGUCAAAAGGACAAAUGUUCUGCUGCUUCAGACAUUGUAUUUUGCUGACAGGGGAAAGACAGAAGCUGCUAUUUGUGAGCUUCUUGUUGGGUUGAAUUACAUAUGUCGUUAUGAACAUCAGCAAAAUGCUCUAUUGGACUGUGCAAGUAGCUUUGAUUUUGAAGACUGUAUGCAAUGGCAAAUGCAGUGCCGAGCUGCUUUUGUUGAUUAAUUUCAUUGCUGAAUUUAGAUAAUUGAAAAAGUUUGUAAAGCGUAGUUGUUGACUCUUGAUACUUGUAUGAAGACACAAAUGACAGUUCAACAGGAUCAAUAUCUUAGCUUUGCAAAUCAAUGACUUGCAUUGUAGAAGAUGUGAGUUGAUCAAUGUACUUUUCUCCCAGGUAUUGGAAAAUUUUGACGUUUGAAGUACAUAAAUUUAAUUAUUUACGGGGAAAAAAGUAUCUUUUUCUGUGUAAUGUGCAUAUUUUGUGUACAAUAUUUCUGUUUUUGCUUGUAAAUGUUCCGUUGGAUUUCUUUUUUGUUUUACA
Molecule: messenger RNA, 2441 nt
Organism: Hevea brasiliensis (rubber tree)
Lineage: Eukaryota; Viridiplantae; Streptophyta; Magnoliopsida; Malpighiales; Euphorbiaceae
Product: protein PSK SIMULATOR 1
Exons: 1
Coding region: 314-2125 (603 amino acids)
Biological process (GO): positive regulation of growth
Source: RefSeq, a predicted model, not a curated record